This is a messenger RNA of Lachnellula hyalina, 2970 nucleotides long. RefSeq names its product putative D-/L-hydantoinase subunit A (gene hyuA). The coding region runs from base 1 to 2970 and encodes 989 amino acids. The record is from RefSeq and is a predicted model, not a curated record. The transcript has 11 exons. Gene Ontology annotation, cellular component: cytosol. Gene Ontology annotation, molecular function: 5-oxoprolinase (ATP-hydrolyzing) activity. Gene Ontology annotation, biological process: glutathione metabolic process. NCBI's taxonomy places the organism in Eukaryota, Fungi, Ascomycota, Leotiomycetes, Helotiales, Lachnaceae.
AUGUCUUCUCCGACCACCCAGACUUCUAGUGAUCGUUCUGCUAUGCCCUCAAAACUAUCUUCUUGUGUCAUUGGAAUCGAUGUUGGUGGCACCAAUACCGAUUCUGUCAUUCUGCAAGGCGACAAUGUCCUCGCCUGGCACAAAACUCCAACUACUUCAGACAUCCAGGAUGGCGUGGAAAAAGCCAUUGAGGAGGUGGUGAAGAAGGCCGGGAUAUCUCCUCAUCACGUGGGUUCUGUCAAGAUUGGCACAACGCAAUUUGUCAAUGCUGUCAUGGAGCAGGACUCUAGCAAGCUGGACAAAGUUGCUGUGAUCCGAUUAUGUGGACCUUAUUCAAGAGGGUCGCCACCUUUCGUCGACUUCCCUUCAAAGUUGCGGACGUUGAUGCAAGGACACGUUGGAUACGUUGAUGGAGGAUAUCAAGUCGACGGAGCGGUUGUUGCUGAAUUGAGUGCAGACCAGCUCAAAGAGCAAGCUACAAUCAUCAAAUCAAAGUCCAUCAGCAGUAUCGUUGUCGUCGGGAUAUAUUCGCCCUCGAAUCCAACGCAAGAAGAAGAAGCACGUCGUAUUCUAUCAUCAGAGCUCGGUCCUGGCUACGAUAUCUCCUGCUCACAUGCAAUUGGCCGUCUAGGCUUCCUCGAAAGAGAAAAUGCCGGUAUAUUAAACGCAAGUCUACGGCGCUUUGCUCGUCACGUCAUAGCAGGAUUCUCCUAUGCGGUCCAAAGGCUAGGCAAAUGUAAGCUAUACAUUACGCUUAAUGAUGGGACCUUAAGUAAAGCAAUCACUGCUGCUCAGUACCCUGUCCGAUGCUUCUCCUCCGGUCCAACCAAUAGCGCAAGAGGAGCUGCUUUACUAGCAAAGUCUCAACAACUGGGCGACUCAGCGUCAGAUGAAAGAGAAGUUCUUGUAGUUGAUGUUGGAGGAACUACGACCGAUAUAUGUGCGUUGUUAAAAACAGGCUACCCACGUCAAUCCGGUGCUUUUGUAAAGAUAGCCGGAGUCAGAACCAAUUUUACGAUUCCAGAUGUUCACAGCAUUGCCUUGGGUGGUGGCUCACUGAUCCGCAUCAAGGAUACAAGGACUUCUGUCGGACCUGAUUCGGUUGGAUCAAGGCUGGAGCAGGAAAGUAUUGCAUUUGGCGGAGAAACAUUGACAGCAAAUGAUCUCGUAUUCUCUAGUGAAGAGACUGAUCUCGUCCCGUCGAAAUUGAAAGCGUUGGGGCUUAAAGAGAUUGCUAGGAAACUCGAGUCAGCCAUUGACUUGGUAAAGACAAAGCAAGGAGAUGCAAAAGUGAUCCUUGUCGGAGGUGGAAGCAUCAUUAUCGCUGACAAGAUUGCUGGUGUGGGAGAGAUUAUUCGUCCGAAAUAUUUGGAAGUAGCUAAUGCAGUGGGUGCUGCGAUUAGUAAGAUUGCUGGCUCUGUGGACACUACAUUCGUACCAGGAGCAAAAACAAUUGACCAAGCAAUCGAGGCUGCGAAAGCAUUAGCGACUGAGCGUUGCGUUGCUGCAGGUGGCAACAAAAACUCGAUCAAAGUGAUGGAAGUAGAUGUCGUACCCAUAUCGUAUGUCACAAAUGGAGCAACGAAACUCCUAGUACGCGUGGUGGGAGAUUUGCUUGAAGGCUAUGAAGAAAAUUUCCAUUUACCCGAAUCAUUACUGGAUGGAGAGAUUUUCCGGAAAGAAGAUCUCGAAAUUAUCCCCAAUGGGCUAUCUAAAGAUGCCAAUUACAUUUCAAAGACUUCUUCUUACGACGUCGUCGAGCAAUUGGAUAUCGAAUCAUAUCGGCCUAGGAUUGAUGGAGAUCUAUGGUAUCUAUCAGAGCUGGAUCUUCAAUUUUUUCUAGACGGUACAGGUGUUUUAGGUGUUGGGAGUUGUGGGGAACCAUACCCUACUUACAUUGCAUGUUUGGAAACACUUCGCGCUGGAGGGGAAAUUACUAUCAGGAGGCAAGACACAUUUCCCGACGAUGGUGUUGUACUUAUGAGUGGAUUUAUGGGAGGGCCGAGUGUUUAUCUUGAACGCAUACCAGGUCUUACUGAAAUCAGCGACGCUAUAGAAGCGGUUAUGAAAGCAGCUGGCUUGGAAACCUUCGACGCCGUCGUUCCCAACGAAAUCGGAGGAAUGAACGCUUUUGAAGCUUUCCUCGCGGCGCACCGUUUCAAGAAAAGCGUGCUGGAUACAGAUCUCGUCGCAAGAGCGUAUCCAUUUAUCUGGCAAACAAUUCGAUGUCUAAAUGACCUUCCGGUCGUGCCUGCAGCUAUAGCAAACGGUGCGGGUAAAACAGAGGUCUUCAAAACAGCCAAAGAUAACCUCGAAGCCGAAGAUCUAAUGCGAGGCGCGUGUGUAAAUCUCGGCUCCUUGACCGGAAUGUGCACCUGUCCCGUCUACGGCGCUGAAGCCAAAACAUUACCAAAGAACAGUUUCUCCCACGCAUGGCAAAUAGGCCGCGCCAUCGCCCUAUCCCGCUCCCUUAAACAAGACCCCCUAACCAGUCUCCUCGCCUCCGAAGACGGAAUCCUCCUCUUCAGCGGCAAAAUAAUUUCCGUCACACGCUCUGUAUCCGAAGGAUUCACUCGCGGCUCUGUCCUUCUCGAACCCUUCUCCGAGUCUCUCUCGUCCCCAACCACCAACUCCUCCUCCUCGACCCUCUUCAUCGAAUUCGAGAACGAGAAUCUCAGCGCGAUUCUUAGAAACGAGGGCGAAGAGGAUAAAGUGUUGGCGGUAUGUCCGGACCUGAUUACGCUGCUAGAUAAAUCGAAUGGGGCCCCGCUUGGCAUAAGUGAUUAUAAGUAUGGGUUGAGGGUUAGUGUUGUUGCGUUGAGGAGCCCGCCAGUCUGGACGACGGACAAAGGUCUGGAAAUGGGUGGGCCGAAGGCUUUUGGGCUUGAUAUUACGUAUAAGAGUGUUGGGACUGGCGAAUAUACUCCGCCGAAGAGCGUCUGGGAGAUGUUUGGCGAGACGGCUUCGUAA